Molecule: messenger RNA, 1083 nt
Organism: Caenorhabditis briggsae
Lineage: Eukaryota; Metazoa; Nematoda; Chromadorea; Rhabditida; Rhabditidae
Exons: 9
Coding region: 1-1083 (360 amino acids)
Biological process (GO): acyl-CoA metabolic process; fatty acid catabolic process
Cellular component (GO): peroxisomal matrix
Molecular function (GO): fatty acyl-CoA hydrolase activity
Source: RefSeq, a predicted model, not a curated record
AUGAUGAAUUUUUUUGCUGCGUCUCUUGUUAAAACAAGUUUUGAAACAGAAAAGAAAAACAGCGAUGAUCAUUUCAAAUUUUCAGGUUUACUAGCGACUAUGGCAAGACCCAAACCACCAACGGAGGGUACUCCUCUUUGUAAUGUGGAACACAUCGAGUUUGAGUCCAGGGCAGACGACAUCAAAGCCGGCCUUAUCGAUACAUUUUUGAACUUGCAGAGGAUUGACACCAACUUGUACAUUGCUCGCCAUCUUCUCAAAGGUCGUCACUCUUAUAACGCGGUUUAUGGCGGGCAGGUAGUCGGCCAAUCGCUUGCGGCAGCUGCUGCAACAGUCGAAGAUUGCUUCAUACCACACUCUUUACACAGCUAUUUCAUCAAAACAGGCAGUGUCGAUAAGCCCAUUCUAUACAUGAUAGAUCGGAUUCGCGAUGGACGAAGUUUUUGUACAAGAGUUGUCAAAGCGGUUCAAGAUGGGGAGGCGAUUUUUUCAUGCCAAAUCAGCUUCCAUCAUAAAGAACCAGAUGCAAUCAAGCAUAGUUCAAGAAUGCCGGAAGUUGCGGCACCGGAAGAAUUACUUCCUGCGCGCGAAGCAGCUCUUGAAGUGUUGAGAAGUAAUAGCGUGGACGAAGUCACCGCUGGAGUGAUUCAACAUUUUUUGAAAGAGAUUCCUGAUGCGUUCGAAAGAGUUUUUGAUGUGAGACCAGUGAAUCCAGCAAAAUACUUAUUGAAAGAAGAUACUGAGCCAAUGUCCAUGAUUUGGAUUCGUGCCAGAGAAAAUUUAGGUGACGAUACCCGUCUCCACCAAUGUGUUGCCGCAUAUUUGACCGAUCUUAGCAUGUUGACCACGGCUGUUCGUCCGCACAUUAGAAAGGGUUUCAUUCCGUCGAUGUCUUUCUCUCUCGACCAUUGUGUCUGGAUUCAUGAGAACGAGUUCAGAAUGGAUGAUUGGAUGUUAUAUGAAACUGUGAGCUCAAAAGCAGGAGGAAGUCGAGCAUUCAUUGAGGGUCGAUUGUGGUCUCGCGAUGGACGCCUAAUUAUUUCUACUGCACAGGAAGCAUUGGUUCGAGCUCCAAAAGUUUGA